Molecule: messenger RNA, 564 nt
Organism: Saccharomycodes ludwigii
Lineage: Eukaryota; Fungi; Ascomycota; Saccharomycetes; Saccharomycodales; Saccharomycodaceae
Gene: GUK1
Product: guanylate kinase
Exons: 1
Coding region: 1-564 (187 amino acids)
Biological process (GO): purine nucleotide metabolic process
Cellular component (GO): cytosol
Molecular function (GO): GMP kinase activity
Source: RefSeq, a predicted model, not a curated record
AUGUCUCGUCCAAUCGUUCUUUCAGGUCCUAGUGGUACUGGUAAAUCAACUCUAUUAAAAAAAUUGUUUAUAGAGUACCCAAACAAAUUUGGGUUUUCUGUUUCUUCUACUACUAGGAGUCCACGUCCAGGUGAAGUUAAUGGUAAGGAUUAUAAUUUUGUUUCUGUUGAUGAGUUUAAAGAUUUGAUAAGUAAAAACGCUUUUAUUGAAUGGGCUCAGUUCAGUGGUAACUACUAUGGUACCACUAUUAAAUCUGUCAAAGAAGUCACUUCUACUGGCAAGACUUGUAUCUUAGAUAUAGAUAUGCAAGGCGUUAAAUCUGUCAAGAACACUGAUUUAAAUGCCAAAUAUUUGUUUAUUAGUCCACCAAGCAUUGUGACUUUAAAACAAAGAUUGAGUGAUAGAGGUACUGAGACUCCGGAAUCUUUGAACAAAAGAUUGAGUGCUGCUAAUGCUGAAUUAGAGUAUGCUAAGACUGGUGCCCACGAUAAGAUUAUAGUUAACGAUAAUUUAGACAAAGCAUACAAAGAAUUAAAAGAGUUUAUUUUUGAAGGAAAACAAUAG